AUGAAAAAUUCAAAAAGAUCAGGAAGAAUCGAAAGAAAGAAUACACAAGUAGGGCACUUUGAGAUCAAGUAUGAAAUAUUAUCUUCACCAAAAUCGCAAGUCAUCGCAGAUUUCUUGGCAGAAUUUCCAUUGGAAGAUGAACAUGUUGAAGAAAUGAUGGAUGUGGAUGAAGAACAUGGGAAUCCUAAAGAUUUGUUGACAGAUCAUAAUUCAAAUAUAUGGGAGACACUGGUGGAUGGAUCAUCAAAUGGAGAAGGCAAUGGAAUUGGAAUAGUUUUUAUUUCACCAGCAAGGGCAAGAAUGGCUUACUCAUUCAGGUUGGAGUUCGCGUCCACCAACAACGAAACUGAAUAUGAAGCGGUGGUGCACGCGUUACAGUUAGCAAUUGAAAUGAAGUUAGAAUAUGCAAGAAUAACUAGUGACUCACAGUUGGUAAUCCGACAGAUAGAAGGAUCAUAUAGCACAAAUGAUCCUUCUUUACAGAAAUACAAGAAGCUAGUCACGGAGUUAGCAUUCCAAAUUCCAAAAAUAAGUUGGAGGCACAUAUACAGGAAAGACAAUCGAUUCGCGAAUGCACUGGCUUUUAUUCCUUCUAUGUUAGUAGAUCCAACUGCAAGGUAUAUAAAGAUACAAACGCUCUUUUCGCCUUCAAUUAAGAAGGAAAAGGAAGAAGACGCAGACGUAAUGAUAAUAGAAAACACUGAAGAAGAGCAAGCGAACAAAGACGCAGAUUGGAGAACCCAUCUUCAUUUAUACUUGGAGAAAGGAGAAGUCCCAAGAAACAGGUUGGAGGCACACAAGUUAAAUAGUAAAGCGACAAAUUACGAACUAAGAGAUGGUGUACUAUAUAGAAAGUCAUUCCUUGGACCAUCACUUAGAUGUUUAACGCGAAAAGAGGGAAUAGAAAUCCCAAAGGCAUUACACUACGGAGAUGAUGGGAAUCAUAGUGGAGGAAGGUCUUUAGCAUACAGGACGAAUAUACAAGGGUAUUACUGGCCCUACAUGCAUGAGGACACAAAAGAAGUAUUGAGGCGGUGCGAAGAGUGCCAGCAUCACGGAAAAAAGAUACAUGCACCUGGAGCGAUGCUGAACUCAUCAACAAGUGUGUGGCCAUUUGGAAAAUGGGGCUUAGACAUUGUUGGUCCAUUUAUACCAGGAACACGGCAAAGUAGAUACCUAAUAGUAGCAACAGAUUACUUUACAAAAUGGGCAGAAGUGAAAGCGGUGCAACAUAUUCGAGACAAAGAUAUGUUCACGUUCAUAUUUGAGAAUAUCAUCUGCAGAUUUGGAAUCCCUGCGCAAUUAGUUCCUGAUAAUGGAAAACAAUUUGAAGGAGAAAACAUAGAAAUGCUACUUAACGCAUUCAAAAUUCAAAACGGAAAAUCCACUCCAUUAUAUCCACAAAGUAAUGGACAAGCAGAGGCAACCAACAAGACAAUUGCAGAUAUAUUGAAGAAGAAGUUGGAAGGAUACAACAAAGGGUGGCGCGAACAAGUGCAUAAUGAAGUAUGGGCAUACAAAACAACUAGGAGAGAAGCUACAGGAAUGUCACCUUUCUGUCUGAUAUAUGGAGUAGAAGCGGUGUUGCCAACUGAGGUCAUCAUUCCUACAACUAAGAAAGAAGCAUGGGAAAAGAAUUUGAGUGCAGACUUAAUUUUAACAAAACUUGAUGAUCUAGAAGAAAGUAGAUAA
Molecule: messenger RNA, 1692 nt
Organism: Papaver somniferum (opium poppy)
Lineage: Eukaryota; Viridiplantae; Streptophyta; Magnoliopsida; Ranunculales; Papaveraceae
Exons: 1
Coding region: 1-1692 (563 amino acids)
Biological process (GO): DNA integration
Molecular function (GO): nucleic acid binding; RNA-DNA hybrid ribonuclease activity
Source: RefSeq, a predicted model, not a curated record